Adineta ricciae is the source of this 1239-nucleotide messenger RNA. Lineage: Eukaryota; Metazoa; Rotifera; Eurotatoria; Adinetida; Adinetidae. The record is from the annotation of a GenBank genome assembly.
AUGAAUUUUACUAAUGGUAUUAAUAAUAUCAAUGACGAUGAAUUGUUUCUGGUUUCAUUAAAUCGGCGAAUACCAUUACAACAUUUGAAUUUGAUGUUUCUUCUUGAUUCUAAGUUGGACGAACUUAUCUCGUUGAAAUAUGAUGAUAUAUCGAACAUGGUUCAAUUGACGUAUGGUGUAAAAUAUGAUGGCUCAAUGGUAGAAUCUAUUUUAAAUUUAUUGAAAUCCGAUAACAUCUCGUCACAACUAUUUUCAUCACACAAUGUCGAUAAAAUAAUCAGUAACUAUUCUAGAGAUCAUCAUUUUCUUACAAAGGCAUCAUUACAUACUAUAAAACCAUUUACACCAUCGUGUUUACAUUGUCAUCUCCCAUUGAAAUUACAAUUCAAAGAGAAAAUUAACGUUUUUCUCAUGGACCAUGUGGAUGAUGGUGUUAUUUUUGCUGCUCGUUGUUGUCAUAUAGAAUAUCAUACGAAUAGUUACAUCAAAAAUUCAAAGCGUUACGUUCUUCGUCAAUCUUUGUACAACCAAAAAUAUAUUCAUUUUGGUGGUAAAUGCGUUCUUCAUAUUGAUGUUCUAUUACGAUAUGCGUCAGACUUGAUCAAUAUGUACGCCGGCUUCGAAAACUUUUGUGGUGCUUACAACGAUACAAUAACGUCAGUGGCAAUGCAACAUAAUCGGAAUAAUGCUUUAGAAAUAGAAGAUAUACCAUUGCUGGAACGCCGACUAUUUGAGAAUAUCUGGUUAAUUUACUCAACACCAUUAUUGAAGUUCUUUUUGUCAACAGAUACAGAAAUUGAAAUUCCAUAUCAUAUUAGCAAUCGUGAAGAACGAAACCAUUUUUUUGCUUCUCAUUUACCUCAAUUAGAACGUGAUUUUGUUUUGUAUUGGUCAAAUCAUAUGGUGAAAUUUAGUUGUGGUAGUCAAUGUUGUAAAGCCAUUGUUAUUGAUGGAUUCCAAAAGCCUGAUCGUUAUAUUUGCAACUUUAUGCAAGAGUUGAUUCAUUCGGAAGAAUUGGGUGAUAUUGAAUGGGGUUGUGGAUUUCGUCCAGAAAUGGUCCCAGAUAAACNAUGCAUCCAUAUGAUUAACACAAGUUCAUUAGGUAAAUCGGUAAAACGAGUAGGUGUCAUCCGUGUUCUAUGUUGUAUAUUAAAUGAACAAGGUCAGUCAAUUGUGGCGAGCGUUCUUCUUCGUUUAUCAAUGGUCGAGCAGAUGCGCUUUAUAUCAAUACUGAUUUGA